AAUGCCCCUCUUCCAGCGGGAAGCCCAACCACGCGGACAUCCUGCUUGUCAACCUACAGUAUGUGUCAGAAGUGGAAAUAAUCAAUGACCGCACAGAAACCCCCCCUCCCUUGGCUUCCCUCAAUGUCAGCAAGCUCGCCAACAAAGCGCGGACGGAGAAGGAGGAGAAGCUGAGCCAGGCCUAUGCAAUCAGUGCUGGGGUCUCGCUGGAGGGGCUUUUUUUUCCAUCCACAAGACGUAACAUUAAAGACUGUAAAUGGCAGGAGAAGAACAUCGUUGUGAUGGAGGAAGUUGUCAUCGCCCCCCCCUACCAGGUGGAAAACUGCAAAGGCAAAGAGGGCAGCGCGCUGAGCCACGUACGCAAGAUAGUGGAGAAGCACUUCCGAGACGUGGAGAGCCAGAAGGUGAUGCAGCGUUCACAAGCACAGCAGCCACAGAAGGAGACCCCCCUGUCAUCCUGA
Messenger RNA from Nestor notabilis (Kea), 461 nucleotides. RefSeq names its product LSM12 homolog (S. cerevisiae) (gene LSM12). Lineage: Eukaryota; Metazoa; Chordata; Aves; Psittaciformes; Psittacidae. The record is from RefSeq and is a predicted model, not a curated record. The transcript has 4 exons. The annotation marks the transcript as partial.